GAUACCAAUGCCGUGUGUGCAAGCAGUGUCGCUGGUGCUGGCUGCACAGCACAAUGUGGCAGCAAGGACGAUCCAAGCAACCAUGGACACUCAAUUUUACGAACUUUUUAAAAUACACGCAACUUGGUCUACGACGCCCCCCUGUCGGCCGGUCCUUACUACGCCCCUGCAUACUCGUCGCCCUUGCACUCACGUGCCAGAAGCACAUCGACGGCAAGGCUAUCAACACCCUCGUGGGCCCUUACAUAGGUUACGUCGAACGCUUUUCUAAUUGUGAACCACCAGAUCGCCAACUGGCGUGGAGAUGGCAGUUGCGUGUUAGUCACUUCAACCCACAUAGACCAAAGGAAUUACAACUAUUGACCGGUAACGUGACGGGUACAAAAGAGCCUUUUGACAACAACGUUUGGAUGAAAAUAACAAUGGAUGUACGGUCAAACAACCAAUGGAAAGAAAACUCCUUCAUCUUCUUUUUCAAGAAAAAUUCAUGCCAGGUUGUUAGAGACAAUAUACCUGACGUUUACAGGGUUUUGUUCGGUAGCCCAGACGUUAAAAGCGUGUGCUCAAUUAAACCUGCAGUUUUCGUGGUCAAUAACACUCCGGUCCAAUGGAUUUUUCCAAAUUUUCCAAUAAUGCCUUAUGGACACUAUAGGUACAACCUCAAGAUUGGCAAAGAUGAAAACCUUUUGGGAUGGGGGGUAGCAGAAGUUGGAGUUAUUCCUAAAGUCGACUAGCACUGCAAUGUUUCCAGCUAUCUUAUUGCUCUAGACAUUGUAAUAUCACUUAAUACCUGGCAACUCUCGAGCGGGGUUUAAAUAUGGCUCAAACAAACUAUGCAUUGAUAUUGCGGUACUGUCUACCCCACUUCUUCCCUUUCCUCUAAGACUACCCCCACUCUGUACCUUGUAAAAGUAUUAAGUUGCGAAAUAAUUGCAGCGACAACUUCAUGCCACCUUUAAAGCGAACUUUUACCUUAACGCUUUAACUGCCAAACUUAUAACUUUACCGCUGUGAGAAAUGUAUUUGUACAUGUACGAUAUAUUUUGUAAUUUGCCAUUUACAAUACGAGUCGUACAUGUACAACCUCCCGCUGUCGCUCGAUAUUCGAUUCCAAGUCGAUACAUAGGGCUAGUAAAUUGUACAAUGUUAGAUUGUACUUGUACGACUUCUUCCAUGGAAAAUUUUCCGGUACCCGGUUCGACAAUUUUUCACAGUGACGAGUACGAGAGUACAGGCUGAUACUGCGUAUCAUCCUGCUAAA
Messenger RNA from Frankliniella occidentalis (western flower thrips), 1261 nucleotides. RefSeq lists its product as uncharacterized. The record is from RefSeq and is a predicted model, not a curated record. The coding region runs from base 54 to 734 and encodes 226 amino acids. Lineage: Eukaryota; Metazoa; Arthropoda; Insecta; Thysanoptera; Thripidae. The transcript is spliced from 5 exons.